GCGGGCGGGUCUCCCAUCCCCCCAGUUCUUGACGCUCGCACGUUCGGUUCUGUCUUCUAUGGGUGCGCAUCAUGUAGCCCAGGCUAGCCUCAAACUCACGCUCCUCCGUCGUCAGGGUCUGGGGUGUGGGGAAGACACGUGCACACCGCCACACCCGUCUCAGGAGGGGAGGCAGGGUCUCCCCUCGCCCACACUGGCCCUGAGCCCCCUGUGUAGGCGAGGCUGGCCGACCCCGAGUUUCUGAUCCCGCUGCCCUCCAGAGUGCGGAGUUGGCAGGUGGAGGGGGCACCAUGCCUGGUCUGUGUGCUGCGGGACCCAGAGGCUCGGCCUGUGCCCACCACGUAGCACCCAUCCAGCCGAGCCCUGGCCUUCCUGGAAGGGUUGCCACCCACCGCUCCAGUCAGACGGCCUGGGACGGGGUGCUCCCGCUGAGCAUCGCUGAGCUUCCCUUGUCGCUGCUCAAGACAGCACAGAAUCACCCCAUGCUGGUGGAGCUGAAGAAUGGGGAGACGUACAACGGGCACCUGGUGAGCUGUGACAACUGGAUGAACAUCAACCUUCGAGAGGUGAUCUGUACAUCCAGGGACGGCGACAAGUUCUGGCGAAUGCCCGAGUGCUACAUCCGGGGCAGCACCAUCAAGUACCUGCGCAUCCCUGAUGAGAUCAUCGACAUGGUGCGGGAAGAGGCUGCCAAGGGCCGUGGGCGAGGGGGACCACAGCAGCAAAAGCAGCAGAAAGGCAGAGGCAUGGGCGGCGCUGGCCGAGGUGUGUUUGGUGGCCGGGGCCGGGGUGGCAUCCCAGGUGCGGGCCGAGGUCAGCCCGAGAAGAAGCCAGGACGGCAAGCAGGCAAGCAGUGAGGGGCAUGGCCUGAGCCCUGGAUGGUGGGCUAGCCUCCGCCGCCUUCUCCUGACUCCCACGGACUCGGUUUCAUGUUGGAGCUGCAGGCUCAGCACACGUUGGGUUGGCCUGUCCCUCCCCAGCCUACCCCGUCCCUCUUGUGUUACGAAAAUAAAGGAAGUGUCACUGACA
Mesocricetus auratus (golden hamster) is the source of this 1029-nucleotide messenger RNA. RefSeq names its product LSM4 homolog, U6 small nuclear RNA and mRNA degradation associated (gene Lsm4). Gene Ontology annotation, molecular function: U6 snRNA binding. Gene Ontology annotation, cellular component: spliceosomal tri-snRNP complex; U6 snRNP; P-body. The coding region runs from base 291 to 857 and encodes 188 amino acids. The record is from RefSeq and is a predicted model, not a curated record. The transcript is spliced from 5 exons. Lineage: Eukaryota; Metazoa; Chordata; Mammalia; Rodentia; Cricetidae. Gene Ontology annotation, biological process: nuclear-transcribed mRNA catabolic process; mRNA splicing, via spliceosome; P-body assembly.